AUGGGGGCAGCAGGAAACACAGAAGCAAGCAUGAAGAUAUGGAGGUCUCCAAUACCAUAUCUGUUUGGUGGGAUAGGUCUGGUGUUAUUUCUAAUAGCCAUGGCAUUGAUCCUCUUGGUUUGCUCCCACAGGAAGCCCUCUUCUAGGUCACUUAGUCAGGGUGACGAAGAAAAACCAGAAAGCCCCAUCACCAUUAUGGUGGAAUCAGCAGAGCCCAAGAUUCUGGUUGUCAUGGCCGGAGACGACCACCCAACUUAUUUAGCUAUGCCUGCCGUCACUUGUGCAAAAAUUUGCCGCUGCGAUCAACUCUAA
This is a messenger RNA of Carica papaya (papaya), 312 nucleotides long. RefSeq names its product protein GLUTAMINE DUMPER 6-like. The record is from RefSeq and is a predicted model, not a curated record. Lineage: Eukaryota; Viridiplantae; Streptophyta; Magnoliopsida; Brassicales; Caricaceae. Gene Ontology annotation, biological process: regulation of amino acid export.